GCUGGAGAUUUCAGCAACAGCGCUCCUCCUUCACCUCCUCUCGCGCUUUGAGCAAGCUGAGCUCAAGAAUUGAUCAUGCAACUGGUGAUGCAGAAGCGAAUCUGACAUUCACCAUACGUUGCUGCACAAGGGGUUGGACCGACUCCAGAGCGCUUUCCCAGCAAAUCGGUGCUCUAGCUAGCAUAAGCGUAGGCUGUAGGCUGUAGGCUGGAUGAUUCAGAAUGAUACAUAGCAUAGGCAACACCAUAUUCAAAUUCAGCUGACGCAAUUACAGCACAGCACCAUGAUUCAUCCCAUCAUACUACAAUUUUUGCACAAAUUUUUGCGAUCUGAAUUGCUCUCGCCGUAUGGAACUUGCGUUCAUUUUCUUUUAACAUUCCACAAAUCGUACCUCUAAAGCAUAAGCAGUGUUAAGUACCUCCCAAUGGCUACAGAGACACCAGAACAAAUCAAAGGAAAGGUCCUCAAAUCCCUCGAGACAACCCGAUUUGCAGUAAGCUCGCUUGAAUCACUGUCCGGCGGCGUGGGUAAUUUCCUGUUCCGUGCACGCUUAACCACACCGCUCGAAGACGGUACGACAGAAGUCGCAGUCAAGCAUGGAGAAGACUAUAUUGCAACACAUCCCCAAAAUGAACUAACCCUGGAUCGCUGUAAAGUCGAAGUGGAAUGUUUGAAUGCCCUGGCGGAUUUCCGCGUCAGUGGUGCACAAGAUUCCGUCCAGUACGUCGUUAGGACACCAAAAUGCUACUUCUAUGAUGAGAAGUCGCAUACACAAAUACUUGAGUAUAUGCCCAGCGGCAUCGAUCUCAAAAAUUAUGUUCUCAAAAACUUCGCCUCGCCCACACCAGAGGCACAUCGUGCGCAGUUUCAUCAGCUGGGAAAGCAGCUUGCGCGGUGGAUCAUUGGGUUUCAUGAGAAGACCGGCAAAGAAGCACGAGAUGCCCAGGUGGAAGGCGAGAAGUCUCAGCUUUAUGCUGAACUAGAGGCUUGCCAGUGGAUGCAAAAUCUUAAACAUACGAUAAACUACGACUGGUUGGUUGACCGUAUUAAGACGUAUCCUGACAUUUUGGAGGAAGCAAGAGAGGUGUUCGAGGACUUUAGGAAUGCUGCAAAGGAGGAGUUAAAAGGAGAGGUAAUGCCAAUCCAUGGCGACUUUUGGACAGGAAACAUCGUGAUUGGCAAUUUGCCUGUUCAGAAAGACGACGAGAUCCCCGUGUUCGUUAUUGAUUGGGAAAUGGCACAACUCGGUGUCCACAGCUUAGACUUUGGUCAGAUGCUAGGAGAGAUGUAUGCACUGUGGGUAUACCGGAGGAGCGAAACCGGGUUGUGGCUUUUGGAGGGCUUCUGUGAAGGGCUUCAUCUCAAAGAUGAGAAAGUAGCCUUCCGCACUGCAGCGCAACUAGGAUGCCAUCUCGUCGCAUUCGACUCAGUGAUUCCGACAUGGGGAACGCCGGAGCAGGGCAAAGAAUGUGCUCGUGUAGGCCGCGAUCUCAUUGUACAUGCGUGGAAACGCGAUCGCCUCUGGUUCGAACAGAGUGACCUAGCAUGUCUUUUUGCUCAUUUGAUAUAACCGAAAUUUCAAUACAGAUGAUGGCUACUAUUUUCAUGUAGCACAGACAUAACAGUCGGCAUGAGUUGUGACAUUUUCCCACGAACCCCAAAAAGUCUUGGAAAACGAAUGAAGCACAGGAUCUUCUCUUGUGAGUGAAUAUCAAUAUUGAUGUAGACAUUUAGUCGUGAG
This is a messenger RNA of Truncatella angustata, 1741 nucleotides long. RefSeq names its product kinase-like domain-containing protein. The transcript has 4 exons. NCBI's taxonomy places the organism in Eukaryota, Fungi, Ascomycota, Sordariomycetes, Amphisphaeriales, Sporocadaceae. The coding region runs from base 425 to 1570 and encodes 381 amino acids. The record is from RefSeq and is a predicted model, not a curated record.